AUGAAGACACUGCUACAGCUUGUCCUGGCCAUCUUCUUCUUGGUCAACAAUGGCAACACUGCCCCGACCUUUACGCUCGCUCCCACCAUCACCAUUGAUUCUGGCCCUAUAGUGGGAGUAGCAACAUCACUCCCUGGAGCGUCUGUCACGAUCAACAAGUUCCUAGGAAUCCCCUUCGCAGCAUCUCCCACUCGGUUUGCGCCGCCCGUCACUCCGACCCCUUGGAAAACCCCUUACAAUGCCACCCAGUAUGGCCCGGCUUGUAUCCAGCAAUUUAAUUACCCGGAGGCCUCUCGCAAUUUCGUCAUCAAGUAUUUCAACACUCCUCCUCCCCCGGCUGGGGAGAGUGAAGAUUGUCUCAACGUCAAUGUAUAUGUCCCAGGGACGCCGGGCAAGAACAAAACCGUGAUGGCGUUUAUCUAUGGCGGGAGUCUGGCCAUUGGGGCGAAUUCCCUCAGCAGCUACGACGGUACGUCGUUCGCGACGAAUCAAGACGUCAUUAUAGUGACAUUGAAUUAUCGUACAAAUGUUUUCGGGUUCCCCCUCUCUCCAGAACUACCGUUGACAAAGCGCAAUUUGGGGUUUCUGGAUCAACGUCUUGCUCUCGAUUGGAUCCAGAGAAACAUCAAAGCAUUCGGUGGCGAUCCCAAGAAAGUGACCAUUUUCGGGGAAAGCGCAGGGGCAGCAAGUGUCGACAUUCUGGUGACCACGCAUCCCAAAAACCCACCGUUCCGUGGGGCCAUCAUGGAAUCCGGGCAGAACUCGUUUUAUAUCAACCCGACGAACGACGCGACGCCGUGGCUUGCACUGGCCGCCGCGCUGAACUGCACUAAGACGUUUCCACACUCUAACCUGACGUGUAUUCGCAACCAGACCGCCGCCACAAUCAAAUCGACCAUCGAGCACCUGGCGCUGACUUUCCGCCCGGUCUCGGACAACGUGACCAACCUCCGCUUCCCUGAAGCGGCGCGACUGAACAGAAGCAUUGCGCCUGUGCCUGUCCUGACGGGGACCAACGCCGACGAAGGCACGCUUUUUACCAAUGGCAUAACCAACGCGACGGCAUACCUCAACGCCCUACUGCCGGGCCAGACGGCGCUCAUCGACGCGAUUGUGGCGGCGUACCCGCUCCCACCGGCGCAGCAGGCGGCCGCCAUCGCCACCGAGUACGUGUUCCAAUGCCCCGCGGCGAUUCUGGCCAACGAUUCUCACACCGCCGGGUUUCCGACGUGGCGGUACUACUUCAACACCACGUUCGCAAACACCCAGCUAUACCCGGGCGUUGGGGUCUACCACGGCUCCGAGAUUGGCUUGGUCUGGGGCACGUACCCGCGCGCCAACGCCACCGCCGAGGAAAGGGCCCUUAGCCAAUAUCUGCAGACCGCGUGGGCGACGUUCGCCAAAAAUCCUGCCGGCGGCCCCUCAUGGACUGGCGUGCCUUUGGUCGCGGACCUGGGCACUGGCGGCGUUCUCAACACAUUGGUCUCUGCGGGCUCGUUGGAUCGCAGGUGUGCGCUGUACCGACCGAUCUACGAGGCUUCAGGCAUAGCGGUGCCAGGAAGUGGCGGUGGCAGGUAG
Capronia epimyces CBS 606.96 is the source of this 1578-nucleotide messenger RNA. RefSeq lists its product as uncharacterized. The coding region runs from base 1 to 1578 and encodes 525 amino acids. The record is from RefSeq and is a predicted model, not a curated record. Gene Ontology annotation, molecular function: carboxylic ester hydrolase activity. The transcript has 5 exons. NCBI's taxonomy places the organism in Eukaryota, Fungi, Ascomycota, Eurotiomycetes, Chaetothyriales, Herpotrichiellaceae.